Penicillium cosmopolitanum is the source of this 654-nucleotide messenger RNA. RefSeq lists its product as uncharacterized. Lineage: Eukaryota; Fungi; Ascomycota; Eurotiomycetes; Eurotiales; Aspergillaceae. The record is from RefSeq and is a predicted model, not a curated record. The coding region runs from base 1 to 654 and encodes 217 amino acids. The transcript has a single exon.
AUGGCCUGGUGUGAGCGGUUCUGUCAUGAUCCUGCUAGAAUCAAGACAUUCACAGUUGAACGAGAUUUGGUCGGAUUCGAUCAAGAAGCUGUACGAUCCGAGAUUGCCUGGUAUCUGAAGUCAAUUGACUAUGACGGGAACAUAUCUGUGAAAGUCCACAUCCUUAACAAAUCAUUCAAGGUCUAUUCGCCACACUGCCAGUGGUAUAGACAUAUACGGGAGUUCAGGUUCGCUAUACCGUUGCUGAAUUGGAUACUGCUACUAUGGAUCUUUCAUUCGCGUCUGUUCGCCUACUUGGAAGUGCGCUAUGGGGUUGUACGCUCAUGGUGGUCGUCAUCACAGAAAGUCAAAGAUACCGAAGCCCCGUACGGGGCUCGCAGAAUCUAUGCACAUGGCCGAAGCGAAACACAGAUAGCGGACUUAUGGUCCGCUGCUAUCGCUCAGGCAGUGAAAGAUCGAGAGAACUCCGGUAGGAUUCUCGGAGUGGAAUACCUGAAAAAUCUCCAGGAGCGCGAGCAGGCGCGUAUGGCACAUGUUGGGCCAUUUUUACCGGAACAAAAUGCUGCAGGUAGCUCGAUAGCUGGAGAAGCACAGGGUGGUUCUUUUAUUGCCCCUAGGGAAGGGGAAGAAAAUGCGAACACUGGAGGCUCCUAG